Molecule: messenger RNA, 783 nt
Organism: Olea europaea var. sylvestris
Lineage: Eukaryota; Viridiplantae; Streptophyta; Magnoliopsida; Lamiales; Oleaceae
Exons: 2
Coding region: 146-547 (133 amino acids)
Source: RefSeq, a predicted model, not a curated record
UUAUUUUUUAUUUAUGACAGGGGAACUUACAGCCGCUACCUUUCAGGUGUGUCCAGCCUCGGACUGAUGCAAUAGCUUGCAAACCGUGCCAAUCAGACGUUCGAGAAAAUCGCAGUCGAGAAAUGAAGAAUUUCAAGAACAAGUUAUGUGGGGAGUUGCGAAUGAAAGAAAGGAGCCCAGUUUCAUAUCAAAACGCCAGCCAACAGCUGCCAGAAUAAUGAUCCCAACAGACAACAAAAGUUUUAACGUUGAUGAACCUAGAAUUGUUCAAAACUCAGCCCCUGUCAGCAUUCCUGACUGGUCCAAAAUUUAUGGGGAAAGCUCAAAGAAUGGCAAUGGUGAUGACUACGUAAGAAGUAGUUGGGAAAGUGAUGAAGAAGAUGAUGAUGGGAAUCUGAUACCACCACAUGAAUUUAGUGCUAGAAAGCUUGCAAGGAAACAAAUUUCUUCAUUCUCUGUGUGUGAAGGUGCUGGAAGAACCCUCAAAGGGAGGGACCUAAGCAGGGUAAGAAAUGCUGUUUUAUCCAAAACUGGUUUUCUUGAAUAAAUUUUAUGUUAUUACUCGACUUUGCAGUAGCGAAUAGUAUUAAGGAUGAUUGUAUUGUUUAGUCCCGUCCUCACAAAUGUGUCUUUGAUGGGAAUGCCAUGGUUUAAUGCAAUUCCAUGUAUAUUAUUCAUGAAAUUCCAUGUACUUUGUUUCAAUUUGAAUGUAAUUAAAUUUAAAUCAUAAUGAUUUUUCAGUUUUUCGGCGGCUGCUGCUGCUUCUUUCUUGGAAAUAUUGUA